UUCGGACACUAAACGUGAGGUCCACUAAAUAGACAGUUCAGAUUCACUCCCUUUAUGGAUAAGGCCCAAAUAAAACUCCUAUCCGUGACCUCUGCUUUCCUACCAUUUUCCUCGUCUUGCCCGCUCCCUCCAAAUACGAAAAAAAUCUUCCCAUGAAUCUCGUCCUCUCUCCCGCAAAUUUUCUAUUUCCCAAAACACCCCUCCUCCCGCUCUCCCACCCUCCCCGACCCUCCUGCAAAACUCCCCACAAAACCCUAAAACCCCGCGCAGUACAGCUCGAAUCCUACCCCCCGCCGGCAUCUGAUCCACCGCGCCGCUCUGAUACCGGCGUCCUCGUCAUCGGCGCUGGACUCGCCGGUCUAGCCGCCGCGACUCGUCUCCACGCCUCCAAGAUCCCCUUCCUCCUACUAGAAGCUUCCGACGCCGUCGGCGGCCGCGUCAGGACCGACACCGUUGACGGUUUCCUUCUCGACCGAGGAUUCCAGAUCUUCAUCACUGCCUACCCCGAAGCUCGCAAAACCUUGGACUACGAAGCUCUAGAUCUCCAGAAGUUCUACUCCGGUGCCCUCGUCUACAGUAACGGCCGAUUCCACACCGUUUCGGAUCCGUUCCGGCAUUUUCCGGACGCUUUGAAGAGUCUUGCCAACCCGAUCGGAUCCGUCUUUGACAAGUUGCUGAUAGGAGCCGUGAGAUUACGAGCCGUGAGUAGAUCGGACGAUGAGAUCCUGACUGCUGAAGAGAUUCCUAUCAUCGAGUUGCUGAGGAAGACCGGAUUUUCGGACUCGAUCAUCGAUCAGUUCUUCCGGCCAUUCUUUGGGGGGAUUUUCUUUGAUCGGCAGCUCGAGACGACUUCCCGGCUCUUCCAUUUCAUCCUCAAAUGCCUCGCUUUAGGCGACAACACGCUUCCGGCGAAGGGAAUUUCUUCCAUUCCCGAGCAAUUGGCCGGAAAACUGCCGCCAGAUUCCGUGCGGCUGAAUUCUAAGGUCGUUUCCGUAGAUUUUGCCAACGAAUCCGAACCCCCGAGAGUGAUAUUGCAGACUGGAGAGAUCUUGGGAGGGGAGUCAGGGCUGAUUGUAGCGGUGGAAGAACCAGUUGCAGAGAAGCUUCUGGAAGGGAAGAUUGACAAAAAACCGGCUGGAAAAGCGGCCCGGGGCACGGCCUGCUUGUAUUUCUCAGCGGACCGGUCACCGGUCCGCAAGCCGGUCCUGAUCUUGAACGGUUCGGGGACAGGGAUUGUAAAUAACAUGUUUUUCGCAACGGAUGUGGCUCCGUCCUACGCGCCGGAAGGGAAGACGCUGGUGUCGAUUUCAGUUGUCGGGUCUUGCGAGGACGUGCCAGAUGAGGAGCUGACACGUGUCGUGAUCAGGGAGCUUUCAGGGUGGUACGGAACGGAGGUUGUGGAGUCGUGGAAGCAUCUCAGAACGUAUCGUAUCGGGUUUGCGCAGCCGAAUCAGAGCCCGCCAACCGAUUUGGUGAGGAAGAGGCCGGGUAUCGGGUCCGGGGUUUAUGUUUGCGGGGAUUAUCGGAAUUCCGCUACGUUUGAUGGGGCAUUGGUGUCGGGAAGAAGAGCGGCCGAAGCUUUGCUGAAGGAUAGAGAGUCUUUCAUCAAGGACAGAGGCUUGGCUCGUGUAAUUUAACCGUCAACGGUUUUUUAACGAAUUUUUUAUUCGAAAAUUUUACCAUAUGUAUCUUUUUGGAGCCUUCAAUUUCUUAUUUUCUUGGUCACAAGCACUCAAUUUUUUCUUUAAUGCAGAAUAUAAUUUUUAAGGUCGGGUAGAAUUCAUCCUAAUGUAUUUCAAUAUAUCAUACAGGGACUGUAGCCUUUGAAUUUGGAGUCACUUUCAAUGGUCCAAAACCCGUUUACAUGA
Molecule: messenger RNA, 1868 nt
Organism: Magnolia sinica
Lineage: Eukaryota; Viridiplantae; Streptophyta; Magnoliopsida; Magnoliales; Magnoliaceae
Product: 15-cis-phytoene desaturase, chloroplastic/chromoplastic
Exons: 1
Coding region: 153-1637 (494 amino acids)
Molecular function (GO): oxidoreductase activity
Source: RefSeq, a predicted model, not a curated record